Messenger RNA from Staurois parvus, 363 nucleotides. The record is from the annotation of a GenBank genome assembly. Lineage: Eukaryota; Metazoa; Chordata; Amphibia; Anura; Ranidae.
GGCCACAGAAAGUUACUUAGGGACACAGAAACGUUACUUAGGGCCACAGAAUCGUUACUUAGGGACACAGAAUUGUUACUCAGGGACACAGAACUGUUACUCAGGGACACAGAACUGUUACUCAGGGACACAGAACUGUUACUCAGAGACACAGAACUGUUACUAAGGGACACAGAACUGUUACUCAGGGACAGACACAGAAUUGUUACUCAGGGACACUUAACUGUUACUCAGGGACACAGAACUGUUACUCAGGGACACAGAACUGUUACUCAGGGACAGACACAGAAUUGUUACUCAGGGACACAGAACUGUUACUCAGGGACACAGAACUGUUACUCAGGGACACAGAACUGUUACUCA